Colias croceus (clouded yellow) is the source of this 713-nucleotide messenger RNA. It is a transcript of the gene E(spl)malpha, whose product is annotated as enhancer of split malpha protein-like. Gene Ontology annotation, biological process: sensory organ development; Notch signaling pathway. The record is from RefSeq and is a predicted model, not a curated record. NCBI's taxonomy places the organism in Eukaryota, Metazoa, Arthropoda, Insecta, Lepidoptera, Pieridae. The coding region runs from base 42 to 515 and encodes 157 amino acids. The transcript has a single exon.
UACUCACUCGUGACACACGCUCUCUACUCACAAUUUUCAAAAUGUCUUAUUACGCGAACAACGAAUACAUCAUCGCUACAAACAACUCGAUCAACGAGAACAAAUACAACAGUGAAAAAAUGAAGAACAGUGGCAUCAAGGCGCUACUGAAACCAUUAAUGAAAAUCAUUAAGAAGUCGACGAAGCGGUCUCCCGCUAAAACCGUCGACACGUGCUUCGAGGCCGAGCAGAACUCGUGCAACGAGGCCCUCGAGCGCAAGAUUUACAACGAGAUGGACGCCUGCCAGUCCGCCGCAUUCCUCGUCUGCAACAAGGACGAAUCCUACGACCUUGUGCCAGUUUCCCGGGAAGAUUUCUACAUCCCGGUGCACUUCGCUCGCACAGACGCCGGCACCUUCUUCUGGACCACAGUUUCAAAGUCCGAAGCUGACUUCGCAGCGGCCCACUGCUACACCGAAUGCCAAACCGCCGAGCAGCAAUACCCAGUGUUCCAAGACCGUUGGGUGCAAGCCUAAAUCAUCUCAUCGAACUACAAUCCGAGUGUCUUCCGUGAAACCAGUGCCCGCUCCGUUGGUUUCGAAAAUCGUCUGUGAUCUUAGCUUUAAUAUAAUUCUAUGGUGCCAUAUAGAAUUUAGGUUUAGGUAUGGGCUUCCAGCGCGUGAUAACUCCACAAAAGCUUUAAUUGUACUCUAAUUGUUGUAAAUUAGUGUUGU